AUGAAACCUGGUUGUGAACUUACUACUAGAAUUUUACCUUCUCGUUUAACGAUUAUAGAUUCUCAUAUCAUUAAAUCCAUACAUGCUGGACUUAUAAGUAGUUGGAUUGAUGGAAAUGUCUAUGAUAUUGAUUGUUCAAAUUGUAAAAUCAAUUACAAAUUUAAUUUACUUGUUCGUGGAAGUCGUGAUGGUUUUGAUGCAUCGACAUUUCAUAGCCUGUGUGACGACAAAGUCGGAACUGUGGUAAUAAUAAAAUUAAAGGACAGCAAUAAAGUGGUGGGUGGGUAUAAUCCGUGUACAUGGCAACGAACGUUCUUGGGACCACUCACUCGAAUGAGAGAUUAUGAAAACAUUGUAAACAGUUUUGUGUUUUCGUUUAAUGUUAAUGAUGAUCUGAAAAAUGCCGUGUUGAGUAGGGUUGUGGUGACUAGUAAUGCGUUUUACUAUUCUACUUCGAAUGGUCCUUGUUUUGGAGAUGGUGAUCUUUGGAUGACUGGAACUUUUGGUUCAUCAAGAAGAAUGUCGUAUGAGCAUAGUAUUAUGGAUGUAACCAAUUUCUUUGCUAACGAUUAUGAAGUUUUUCAAGUCAAAAAACGGUAA
Molecule: messenger RNA, 600 nt
Organism: Racocetra fulgida
Lineage: Eukaryota; Fungi; Glomeromycota; Glomeromycetes; Diversisporales; Gigasporaceae
Source: the annotation of a GenBank genome assembly